This is a messenger RNA of Trichomonas vaginalis G3, 1455 nucleotides long. Its product is annotated as protein kinase protein. The record is from RefSeq and is a predicted model, not a curated record. The transcript has a single exon. Lineage: Eukaryota; Parabasalia; Trichomonadida; Trichomonadidae. The coding region runs from base 1 to 1455 and encodes 484 amino acids.
AUGAGUUCCAAAGAAUCUUCAUCAAAUAUCAAAGUUUUCAGGAAAUAUUCAAACAAAAACUUCGCGGAAGGACUUGAAAAGGCCCAUGAAACAAUCCGUGAAAAGGACGCGCUUGAAUUUUUUAAAACUGUUUUAGGAAAUUUUUCUCGUGAAGAUUUACCGUUUGAAUAUGGAAAUAUGAUUAUGAAAUCGAUUGCAAAAGUGAUACAGGUCGAUGAAAACGCAUCAGUUUUCAUUAAAAACCAUAUAGCGACAUUACUCCCAAUAACGAACAACCAAUAUAAUGAAGGCUUGUUUAAUUUAUACUACAUCUUAUUUACAAAGUAUGCAGUUCAAUUGGAUGACUGUAUUGUUGCUAUUUUGAAAACUUUGAUAAAUGCAAAUCCUAAAAAAGUCCUUACAUUGAUUGCAUUGUAUUCACAACAAUUUGACGAGAUAGAUAACCCGUGGUCCGUUGUAGAUUUGCUUAUACAAGAAGGAAAUCUCUUCAAAGGAGCGGAUUUAGCUCCAGAUUACGUUUCAUUGCUUGCCUACUUGAACAAGAAGUUCCCAGAAUACAGAAGUGGAAGAGCUCAGCAUUGCUGGAACCAGAUAACUUCAAUGCUAAAUCUAACAGACAAAUCUUCAAUAAAAUGUUGUUAUGGAGCUCUUUGUUCAAUUUCAGAGAAAUACACAGAUGGUCCACUACAACUAGAAAUCAUCUCUUUACAUCUAAAAGACCCAGAACUUCAAGAUUCCGUACUUGCGUUUUUAAAUGUCGCAAACUUCGGUUCUAAAGAUCUUUCGAACGAAAAACUCAUAUCUACGCUUAUUAGACUAUCCGAAAAAACCGUCAAAGCUACAUUAGUUCUCAUGAAAUUUGCAGUUGAUCUUUCAUCUGCGAAAACUAUCAUGUCUGACUCGAACUGGAUACUAAAGAAGCUUCCAACCAUUACAGAUACGCUCAGAUUGUUCCUUGUUAUACUCAGACAUAAGGAAUUAAGGGAAGAAAUCGUAAGUAAUCCUGAUUUUGUCAAUUUCUUGAUUUCCAUCAUCAAAGAGAAGCCAGGAACAGUUCCUAUUGUAUGUACAAUACUCAGACGUGUUCCUCUUUCGAAAGAACUCGUUCAAAAUUUGAGUAAAUCCGGAUUCUUGAAAUUAUACUACGAAUCGGAAGAUAUUGAUGAUGACGGACUUACUCCUCACUCUAAACUUCUCCUUACAGACACAAUCUGCAGAGUUUCUUAUGUCAGAGAUUAUUUGAUUAUGUGUGACCGAAUUGCGAAGAUAAUUAUCAACAAAGAGGAGUUUGCUGAUGCUGCUGCACUCGUAGCCAUAAGAUUGUGCAAAUACAGUCGAUGCAAAGCGAGAAUGAAAGAGUUAAAACUCGAAGAAUAUUUCAAACAAAACAGAAACGAAGCAAAACUUCAAUCAGUCGCACGUAAGUUCUUGCGUGCAAUGAGCGAAACUGAUUAA